This is a messenger RNA of Scomber japonicus (chub mackerel), 1780 nucleotides long. It is a transcript of the gene olfml1, whose product is annotated as olfactomedin-like 1. NCBI's taxonomy places the organism in Eukaryota, Metazoa, Chordata, Actinopteri, Scombriformes, Scombridae. Bases 350 to 1567 code for a protein of 405 amino acids. The record is from RefSeq and is a predicted model, not a curated record. Gene Ontology annotation, biological process: signal transduction. The transcript is spliced from 8 exons.
UCACUGGAGCAACGACUGAUUAGAGAAAGGCAGAACGUUCUGGAGGGACAACUCUUAACAGGACUGAAAUGCUUACUAAAAGCAGCAGGAGGAAGUAACAUAUUCAGGUCUUAAAUGGCCAUCAAGGACUCCUUUUAACACAGCACGACUGUUGUAAACUGUGACUGAAGCCACAUGGAUUAAUGUCUUUUUUUUCUUUUUUCUUUUGGCUUAUUUUCAGAGUGGAAGGCUGUCUUAGUGGGUUGCACACUGCAGGAGUGCUUCAGAUAUACAGGAAAAGGUCUUAUUAUCAUUGAACAAGAAGUUGUUGCUGAAGUACUUUUCAGAGUUAUUGAAAGAAGUGCUAGUCAUGUCUGGCAGAGUGGUUCCUGCCUUUCUCUUAAGUUUAUGCCUGAUUGUGGCUUCAGUCCAGAGCCAGGGUUCCCAACAGGAUGCCUUUAUAAUCCAGUACCUGGAGCGGAGACUGGCUCAGAUGGAGGAGCGUCUGAACCAAUGUGAGCAAAACACAGUGGGCGUCACCCAGAAGAACUAUGACCUCUCCUCUGAAAUGAGGGGUUAUCUGUCCACUGUCAAUGUCCUGAGAUCAGAGGUGAAGAGCCAUAUGGACAGUCUGUCUGUGCGUGUAGAACGGGUGGAGAGGGAGUUGGAGUAUCUAGAAAACAAGAUCCCCACCCAGUCUGACAUUGAGAUGGAGGAGGCACUGCUCGAACAACAGAUAAAGGCUGCAGAACUGGACCAGCUUAAGAAGAAAGCCAAGAUCAAAGUGGAGAAUGACUGCAGCACAGCUCUGAGUCAAAUCAAGUCUCUCAAGAUUGUGAAGAAGACAGGAGAUACCGCUGGUUCCUGGUUCAGGGACCCGUCUGCAGGAUCAGCUAAGGUCUACCUGCUCAGUGGAAUUCGUAACAACACUCUGCUGGAGUAUGUUUCUCUGCGAAGCUUCACAGAGAGGACCACCACACCAACGCCUAAGGUGGUGCAGCUGCCUUUCCCCUGGCAGGGGACAGGUCAUGUGGUCUACAAUGGAUUCCUCUACUACCACAAGGCCGAUACACCAAAUCAGAUUCUUAAGGUAGACCUGUUGAAUGGUACAGUGGUGGACAGCACACUUCUUCCAGGAGCAGGUCGUCUCCCAGUCUACAGCCUGAACCCCAACACCUACGUGGACCUGGCUGUGGAUGAACUGGGCCUCUGGGUCAUUCAUGCUGACAAUGAGUACGGAGGCAACCUGGUCAUCACCAAACUGGAUAAAGGAACCUUGGCUGUGGAGUAUAUAUGGGAUACGCAGUGUAAAAGCCGUAAUGCUGAAGGAGCUUUCCUAAUAUGUGGGACCCUCUAUGUGGUCUACAACACACAUUACGGAGGACGCUCCACCGUACAGUGUCUCUAUGACAUCCAUGACACCAUUCACAGUGAUGAGAGUCCUGUGAUAUUCUUCCCAAAGCGCUACACAAGCCACAGCAGCAUCCACUACCACCCCGGAGACAAACAGCUGUAUGCCUGGGACGACGGCUACCAGACAAUAUACAAAGUGGAGACGCGCAGGAACGACCAAGUUACUGCUGAAUGAUGAUGAUAUCUUAAGAGUUUUUAAAAACAUGUAUUAUCUCUUCAAAAAUAAGCCCAUAUCAUGCAAUAGUUAUGCAUCACUUGUAAAAGCAUACAUUUAGUAAAGUUACUGUUGAGUAUCUCAUACUGUACUGUCAUUCAUUCCUUUGCUGGCAUUGGAUGCUGCCUUUAUAACUGCUAUCACUAUACACAUAAAGAUCAUUGUAUCACCAUA